Molecule: messenger RNA, 1932 nt
Organism: Corylus avellana
Lineage: Eukaryota; Viridiplantae; Streptophyta; Magnoliopsida; Fagales; Betulaceae
Product: vinorine hydroxylase
Molecular function (GO): iron ion binding; oxidoreductase activity, acting on paired donors, with incorporation or reduction of molecular oxygen; heme binding
Source: RefSeq, a predicted model, not a curated record
CACAAAAGUCAGGAUUGCGCCCAACCGAGUUGACUUCACAACUAUUUUUGCCAUCCUCCUCCUUCCUUCUCUCACGAUCAAAAAACACGACCAAAUUGGAGGAUCGAGGAAACUUCAUAUUAUAGUUUCCUUAAUUUCCUCUAAAAUUUGAGAACAUCAUGGACAUAAUGAUCGGUUCUCAUCUACUCGCAGUUGCAGGGCUUGUAGGAUUGGUGUUAUUGUACAAUCUAUGGAGGGUGAGAAAUGGCACUCACAAACUCAAGAGUAUGUCUGCCCCAGAGCCACCAGGUGCCUGGCCAAUCAUAGGUCACCUUCAUCAGCUACGUGGCGAAAACCCAAUUGCCCGGACCUUGGCUGCCAUGGCUGACAAACAUGGUCCGAUCUUCACCAUCCGGUUUGGAAUGAAACCUUCACUUGUGAUCAGCAACCACGAGGCUGUCAAGGAGUGCUUCACCACAAACGACAGGAUUCUUGCAUCGCGUCCAAGGUCUAGCCAUGGAAAGUACCUUGGAUACAACUACGCAGGAUUUGGAUUUGCCCCGUAUGGGACACUUUGGCGAGAGAUGCGAAAACUUGCCGUUGUAGAACUCCUCUCCACGCGCCGGCUGGAGAUGCUGAAGAGCGUGCAAGUCUCUGAAGUGGACACCUUGAUCAAAGACUUGUACUCCCUUUGCAAUCACAACGACGGCGGCACCGCCACCGCCACGGUGGUGAUCAGUGAGUGGAUUGAGAGGCUGACGCUGAACAUAAUCACCAAAAUGGUUGCUGGGAAGAGAUAUUUCGGCAACGCCAUCAACGGCGAAGAUGAUGGAGAGGCAAAACGGAUAUUCAAAAUCAUAAAAGAAUUCAUGUACGUUUCUGGGGUGCCGGUGGUCUCCGAUCUGAUCCCUCUCUUAGGAUGGGUUGACGUGCAGGGGAGAUUGAAAUCUAUAAAGCGUAUUGCGCGGGAGUUGGAUAGCUUAGCGGGAAGUUGGAUUGAAGAACAUACGAGGAAGAUGGUCAAGAGUGAGAAGCCGGAUUUCAUUGAUGUCUUGCUGUCGGCGAUUGACGACAACUCCGUGUUUGGUUAUACGCGUGACACCAUUAUCAAGGCAACAAUAUUGAAUCUCAUCUUAGCCGGCUCCGAUUCUACAUCAAUUAACCUCACAUGGCUCCUAUCCUUAUUGCUGAACAAUAAACACGCUUUGAAGCGCGCCCAAGAGGAGCUGGAUCUCAAUGUCGGCAGGAAUCGAUGGGUUGAAGAUUAUGAUAUCAAACAUUUGGUUUACCUCCAAGCCAUUAUCAAAGAAUCCCUGCGCUUAUACCCGCCAGGCCCACUAUCCGUUCCCCACGAAGCAAUGGAGGAUUGCAACGUUUGUGGGUAUUUCGUGCCCAAGGGGACUCGUGUGUUCGUCAAUGUGUGGAAGUUGCAUCGGGACCCACGGGUUUGGGAGGACCCGGAUGAGUUUUUGCCGGAUCGGUUUCUCACCAGCCAUGCGAAUAUGGAUGCUUCGGGUCAACAUUUUGAGUUCACGCCGUUCGGGUCGGGUAGACGGUCUUGCCCCGGGUUUACGCUUGCGUUGCAAAUAUCGCAUCUGACGCUGGCUCGGUUGCUUCAGGGAUUUGAGUGGGCGACACCGAUGAACGCGGCGGUGGACAUGGCUGAAGGCUUAGGCAUUACCUUGCCCAAGACGGCUCCCCUGGAAGUUGUCCUCUCUCCACGCCUUUCUUCCAAACUCUACCAAUGUUAGAGAUACGACGGAGAGUAACGCUACCUACUCAUCUCCUAUCUCGUUCUUAUAUUAUUGUCCUGAUAGGACCUUGCCCACGUAAACCCAAUAGUAUAGGAGUAGGAUGAAAGAUAAAUGUUUAGAAUUACUUUAUAAACUAUUUUUCGGGUUGAGUAAUUCUAAAAUACUAAUCUUUUAAUCAAUUCUUAUAUUAGUAGGCUGA